Molecule: messenger RNA, 4388 nt
Organism: Hypomesus transpacificus
Lineage: Eukaryota; Metazoa; Chordata; Actinopteri; Osmeriformes; Osmeridae
Product: oxysterol-binding protein-related protein 2-like
Exons: 14
Coding region: 243-1658 (471 amino acids)
Cellular component (GO): intracellular membrane-bounded organelle; cytosol; membrane
Molecular function (GO): cholesterol binding
Source: RefSeq, a predicted model, not a curated record
GCAGCGUCUGCUCUUGGACCUGUCAAAUCUCUGCACUUUCCAGGUGUUUCUGCGUCUCAGGUUCCUCCAACUGUUCUGCCUCAAGGAAUUGGGAGUUGGCGAAUGAACGUUGGAUUGUGGCGUUCUGCUAACGUUCCAGGAACCUACCGGUGGUGUCCUGCUGCCGGUGCCUGUGAGGUUCCCUCAUAGAGACCAUGUUCUAGAGGUUCUGGGUUCUCGAAGCCUGGCUCAGACUCUGGAAGAUGAACAAUGAGGACGAGUUCUACGACGCCGUCACAGGCUUGGAUUCGGAUGAGUCAUACGAGGGAGUGUCGGAGGCUAGUUUUAAAGAUGCGGUGGUAUUUGACGGCAGCCAGCAGAACAAUGGCUCCGUUCCACAAGAGAACGGAAUCAAGAAACACAGGACCAGAUUACCGGCCCCCAUGUUCUCCAGAAACAACUUCAGUGUGUGGAGCAUCCUGAAGAAAUGCAUUGGACUGGAGCUGUCCAAGAUCACCAUGCCCAUCGUGUUCAAUGAGCCUCUCAGCUUCCUCCAGAGGAUCUCUGAAUACAUGGAGCACACUUACCUCAUCAACAAAGCCUGCUCGCUGUCUGACUCUAUAGAACGCAUGCAGGCGGUAGCUGCUUUCGCUGUGUCUGCUGUGGCCUCCCAGUGGGACAGGACUGGAAAACCCUUCAACCCACUACUGGGAGAGACUUACGAACUCAUCAGAGAGGACCAGGGCUUCAGGCUGGUGUCAGAGCAGGUGAGCCAUCACCCUCCAGUCAGUGCCUUCCACGCAGAGAGCUUGACAGGAGACUUUGUCUUCCACGGAUCCAUCUACCCCAAGCUCAAGUUCUGGGGCAAGAGCGUUGAGGCGGAGCCCAAGGGAAUCAUUACACUAGAGCUCCUCAAGCACAAGGAGGUGUACACAUGGAGCAAUCCCUUCUGCUGUGUCCACAACGUGAUCCUGGGCAAGCUGUGGAUAGAACAGUACGGCACGGUGGAGAUCGUCAACCACAGUACUGGAGAAAAGUGUGUGCUGAACUUCAAGCCUUGCGGCCUGUUUGGGAAGGAGCUGCACAGAGUAGAGGGCUACAUUCAAGAUAAGAGCAAGAAGAAGAAGUGUGUGAUCUACGGGAAGUGGACCGAGUGCAUGUGGAGCGUCGACCCUCAGACCUACGACCUCAACAAGAAGGCAGAGAGGAAGGCCGACCCCAAGAAAACCAAGCAGGAGGAGCCUGAGGGGGCAGUGAAUGAUGAUGCGGAUGACAUGCCUGAGGCCCAGGAGACUGUAGCUGCCAUCCCUGGCAGCACACUCCUCUGGAGGAUCUCAUCCCGACCGGCUCACUCCACCGAGAUGUAUAACUUCACUAACUUUGCCAUGGCGCUGAAUGAACUGGAGCCUGGCAUGGAGGGCACGCUGGCACCCACAGACUGCCGCCUGCGGCCCGACAUCAGAGCUAUGGAGAACGGCAACAUGGACGAGGCGAGCCGAGAGAAGGAGAGGUUGGAGGACAAGCAGAGGGCUGCCAGGAAGGACAGGGCCAAGACAGAGGACGAGUGGUCCACCAGGUGGUUCCAGUCUGGCACUAACCCCUACACCAGCUCCCAGGACUGGCUCUACACUGGAGGCUACUUCAGCAGGAACUACACCGACCUGCCUGACAUCUACUGAGCCGGGGUGUCGCCACCAAUCCCCCUCCCUCCCACCCUCCUCACCCACCAGCUUGCUUCUCUUCAUGGCCUCCAUGGUCUAAGCAUAAGAUAACGUUUAGACCUUAACCACAGCACAUAUGUAUCGAUAUGUUUGCAGCACAAGCCCCCCUCCCCCUCAUACACAGACACACAGCUUGAGAUGGACAGACAAGAUGGAAGACAGAACAACAGUCGCUGGUGUGAUCAGGGCUGUGAAUGCACCUUCUGACGGACGAUGGAUGGAUGGACUCGCACGUGCACGUAUACACACACUGUGUGUGGAUUAUGAGGGACAAUACAAUGUCACACUAUUAUCUGUAAACACGGACAGGAAGUGAUGUAACUGAGUCAGGAAGAGACCAUGUUUGAAAAUGGAGAUGUUCCCCUCCGCCCCCUCCCUCAAUUGGGCCAUAAAGAGAUUUGACCUCUUUACCUACAGUGAAACAGACCCAUGAAAAUGGUCUCCUCAAAGUACCCAGGCCCACUCCAUAUCCAUGUUCCCCAUUGGUCGGUCAUUCUCUAAACUCAGCCCUUCAGCUUGCCAACAACUCUAGCAGUGUUUACACUGUGUCCUAGCACACUUACAAAAUGAGUUUUUCAACGAGGGUCAUAAAAAAAACAUUGGCAUCCACCAGGAACUCAUCCCCAGAAGCCAUUGUUAAAUGCUUAUGCGGGUCUUUUAGAUAACUGUCGGUUGGGUGCAUGUUAGAUUUGGUUGAGAUCUAUCAUAAGUGUAUACUCACCUGCAGCAUUUUCCAGUCUUCUCUGAGCACGAGUAGACCCGUCAGCCAGUGUGAGUGUCUGCUCCUCUGCUGCAUGGCUCUCUGCUGCAUGGCUCUCUGGUCCAGCUGCACAACCUGUCCUCACCCCUCCCUGGCUCUCUGCUCCAGCUGCACAGCCUGUCCUCACCCCUCCCUGGCUCCUCUGCUCCAGCUGCACAGCCUGUCCUCACCCCUCCCUGGCUCCUCUGCUCCAGCUGCACAGCCUGUCCUCACUCCUCCCUGGCUCCUCUGCUCCAGCUGCACAGCCUGUCCUCACUCCUCCCUGGCUCCUCUGUUCCCUGCCUGCUGCUCACCACUCUAGCUAGUCUGCUUGGACGUCCAGUAAUCAUGGCAAGGAAUGAUGAUUCCUGAAACAAAACAUUAAGGGGUUGAUAACAAAAACAGUUGUUGAGAGUAAUUGGUGUGAGUGUGCGUGUGUGUGUGUGAUGGAUGGAUGUCAUUGACUAGCCAUUUGUACAGACUCUAAAGCCAUAUGGGUAGUUUUAACACCAAGGAGGCCAUGGCUUGCAAACAUGGUGUUGCCAGUCUGUUCUCUGCGAUCACGACAGCAUGUGAAACUCAAAGACUUAACCACAGCUAUAAUUAGAGUAGGAUCGUGAAAAGAAAAAAUGUAAAUAGUAACUUCAUGAGCUAUAAAUCAUUGUAGUUCAGCCUUAUCCACUCAGUGAAUUUGAUAUUAGAUGGAAACAGUAGUUUCAUCAGCUAUUUCACAUGGUAGUUGUCAUCCCUACCAAGCUCACUGAAUUCUAGCCUUCCUGGUUAGGUACUGAAAGUAGUUUUAACCAGCAAAAACAUUUAACAAUGUUCUGUGUAUUUCAACUGUCUAUGGCCAUGUUAGAGAAUGUCUGAAUGAAAUCUGUGCUCCCCUUCACCAAGAACUAUAGCUUGGCUCCAGAACUGUUUUAUAGGAUUUAAAGUAAUUUACCAACAACAGGCCAAUGGCAAAUAAGCUUGACUCAUAGCUAGUUUGUUGACCAAUAACUAGCUGUUGUUCAGUUUAAUUGUAGCUUGCUUUCAAAUCAAGCUAGAUUAAGAUAAAGCGUCAAAGCUAUCUAGCUAAAGCGCACACAGUUGAGGAACCAAGCUAUUAGAACUUUUCUACGCUCCCAAACCACACUGUGCAUUCCAGGUAUCAGCCACAAUCUAUGCAACCAACCACUCCUAGGCCCACCCUCCUCUGUAUAUGAACAUGCAUAAUAAAACCAAAUAAACACUUCUUCACGACCACAAAACAUUCCGUUUUUGUCGAGUAACAUUGGGAACUUCAUUGACCUGUAAACUGCAACAACAAAUCUUCGCAGUGAUUGUGAAUACUGUAUGGUCUAUAGAUCUCUUUAGUGUGUUGUACUUUAAAAGUUCUACUUAGGUAAAUGGAUACUGUAGAACAAAUUAAUUGUGACUGAAACAUUUGACCUGCGCCCCCCUCCCCCCCAUCCAAAGUUAGCUACUUUUUUUACUUUACAUACAAUCCUUUUUUUCACAAUCUUUUUUUCUUAUUCAAAUGAUUAUAGAUGCUUCGAAGAAGUGAUUCGUUUUUGCAAAACGGUGUGGUAAGCCAACAAGUCAUAGAUAAUUAUGUCAUUCUUCAGUUUAAAUGUUAUUACCUUGUUAUUCCUUUUGCCUGGAUUUAAGUAAACCUUUUAAAUGUACCAUUAUUUAUGCGUUAGGUUUAUUGGAGAAAUGUUUUGACAAAUAAUUAGUUUGUUAACUCAUCUCUCUUUGUCUAUAUAUUAUCAUUAAUUACAAAGUGAACAGUUAAAUAUAGAGCAGGAGUGUAUAUCUUCACUGUCUGUGCAGAAAAUGUUUGUGAAAUUUACCACACUACUUCUGGUUCUAUCACUUCAUCAUGGUUAGCUACAUGCUAAUAUGGUUAUCCACAUGGUAAUGCAGGUAAAGACUAAUGUAUCAACAUUAAAAAGUAGAUUUUA